Messenger RNA from Paramormyrops kingsleyae, 1004 nucleotides. RefSeq names its product elastase 2 like (gene ela2l). Gene Ontology annotation, molecular function: serine-type endopeptidase activity. Lineage: Eukaryota; Metazoa; Chordata; Actinopteri; Osteoglossiformes; Mormyridae. Gene Ontology annotation, biological process: proteolysis. The record is from RefSeq and is a predicted model, not a curated record.
GUCCACGCGCCACUGAGAAAAAGUGAAGAGGCAAAAAUGAUGAAGUUUGUGGUCUUGGCUGUUUUUGUUGCUGGAGCCUAUGGGUGUGGCCUGCCCACUUUCCCCCCCAUUCUGACAAGAGUGGUCGGUGGGGAGGACGCAAGACCCCACAGCUGGCCCUGGCAGAUCUCACUUCAGUACCUCAACAACGGUGAAUGGCGCCACACCUGUGGUGGAACUUUGAUCUCCAGUGAGUGGGUCCUCACUGCGGCUCACUGCAUCAACAACCGCAACACCUACAGAGUGGCACUGGGGAAGCAGAACCUGGUGGAGGAGGAGCCUGGCUCUGUCAACAUUGCCGCCGGCAAGAUCGUUGUUAAUGAGAAGUGGAACCCCCUGUUCAUCCGGAAUGACAUCGCCCUGGUGAAGCUGGAAACUCCCGUGACCUUCACAGACGACAUCAAGCCUGCCUGUCUUCCUGAGGCUGACGGCAUCCUUCCCAACGAGACACCUUGUUACAUCACUGGAUGGGGUCGCCUCUACACUGGGGGCCCCAUCGCUGACAUCCUUCAGCAGGCUCUGCUCCCCGUCGUCAGCUACGAAAUCUGUUCCCAGCCUGACUGGUGGGGUUCCCAGGUGACGAACAACAUGGUGUGUGCCGGCGGAGACGGCGUCGUGUCUGGCUGCAACGGAGACUCUGGUGGCCCCCUGAACUGUCGCAGCGCUGACGGCUCCUGGGCAGUCCACGGCAUCGUCAGCUUUGGCUCUGGCCUCAGCUGCAACUACCCAAAGAAGCCCACAGUCUUCACCCGAGUCAGUGCCUACAUUGACUGGAUGAACACGUCCAUGAUGAACAACUAGGAAGAUCCGAAGAAUUAAAGCAAGAUUCCCUGUUAAUGUACCGGCAUCUGUCUCUGAUAAACUGACUAACUAAAUAAACGGUCAUAUCCUUGUUGAAAAAAAAUGUAAACAUUCUUGCAGCAUAAAAUAAAAUUCCAAAAAGAUCAUAUAAACGUGAAAAUACA